Messenger RNA from Klebsormidium nitens, 906 nucleotides. The record is from the annotation of a GenBank genome assembly. NCBI's taxonomy places the organism in Eukaryota, Viridiplantae, Streptophyta, Klebsormidiophyceae, Klebsormidiales, Klebsormidiaceae.
AUGAGUUUACCAACCUUGGCGGAGUCGGACGAAGUUGGGCAGUCUGUGGGGCUGGAAAAUAUCUGCAACCUUACUGUGGGUCCGCAUGAAUCCAAGCACUUCAAGAAACGGGCCUUCUCUUCUAGCCAGCUUCCCUGGAGCACUGGGAUCUUCCACUCUGCGGCGGUCGGCGGUCAGCCGCAGUUCUUGAAGUGGGUGUACUCUUUGCAGCGCGGAACAAUAUGUGCGGCGGCAGCUCAAAAGGGCUCCCUUGCCGUGUUGCGAUGGGCGCGCGCGCAAGGCUGCCCGUGGGAUGCUGACGUGUGCAUCGAAGCGGCCAAGAAGGGGCACUUGGCAAUCCUACAGUGGGCGCGCUCCGAAGGGUGUCCCUGGAACGCUGAGGUUUGCUCUGCGGCGUUUUGGAAACGUCACUUUGGGGUCUUACAGUGGGCGUUGGUUCACAAGUGCCCUUUUGAUAACACACUUCUGGAUCAUGCGGCGAUGUCGGGCCAGCUGGCAGUGCUUCAAUGGGCGCACAAUGCCGGCGCGCGGCAAAGGGAGUUCUUGUGCGAGAUGGCAGCAGCCGGAGGGGAUCUGAGAAUGCUGAAGUGGGCACGGUCUGCUGGCUAUUCUUGGGACGCGGACCUGAUGUGUCGGAACGCUGUCCGAAGCGGUAACUUGGAAGUGCUUCAGUGGGUACAUUCGCAGGGCUGUCCGCUAACAAGAAGGGCGUGCAAUCAUGCGGCGGAAGAGGGCCCCUUAGACAUGAUGCGGUAUAUGCGAACACAGGGCUGUUCUUGGGACGGAGAUGUGAUGCAGCACGCCGCAGAGGGGGGGCAGUUGGCAAUGGUGUUAUGGAUGGAGUUGGGUCUGGGUGCCGAGUUGGCAGCGGUUAUUGGGAAGCUUGCACACAUGCCAUGGUUGUAG